AUGAGUCGUGUGCUGUGUCGCACCGUGUUCACUUUGCGCUUAAAAGUGUCAUUGUCGCGCAACAUGUCCGCAUACCUAAUCGAAGACCCUAAAUACUCUUUCUUGAAGGAUUUGGGAUUGGAGAAUAAGAAUAUUGGCGUGUUUAAUGGGAAAUGGGAAGCAAAUGGGCAGGUGAUCCAGUCGCUUAGCCCAGCCAAUGGUAAAGUGAUAGCGGAGGUGCAGACAGCUAGCCCCUCUGAUUAUGAAGCUUGCGCUGCCGCCUCGCAAGAUGCUUGGCAUUACUGGGCGGAGCUACCGGCACCAGCUAGAGGAGAAAUCGUCCGACAGAUCGGUGAUGCUUUAAGAGAGAAACUUCAGCCCUUAGGAAAAUUAGUUUCCUUGGAAAUGGGAAAAAUUCUUCCCGAGGCAAUUGGCGAGGUGGUGGAAUACAUCCACGUAUGUGAUUUAGCGCUUGGACUAUCACGUUCGUUGCCGGGCACCGUUUUCCCUUCAGAAAGGCCCGGCCAUGUACUUAUAGAGAAGUGGAAUCCCCUUGGUCCGAUUGGCAUCAUCACGGCGUUUAACUUCCCAGUCGCCGUUUUCGGAUGGAACAGCGCUAUUGCUAUGGUAUGCGGAGACACUAGCGUUUGGAAACCAUCGGACACGACACCUCUUGUGGCAGUUGCGGUCACAAAGAUAGUGGAGAGUGUUCUGAAGAAGAACGACAUCCCCGGCGCAGUGGCGGCUCUGUGCGUGGGUGGUAAAGAGAUAGGACAACAGCUGGUGCAAGAUCCGCGGAUGAAAUUAGUCUCAUUUACGGGUAGCACUGCGGUUGGGCAACAGGUAGGUGUGGAAGUUCAAAAGCGAUUCGGGCGCCAUCUCUUGGAACUGGGCGGAAACAACGCGAUCGUGGUGAAUUCUGAUGCCAAUCUGGACCUUCUCCUGUCUGCAGCGCUGUUCGCUUGCGCUGGCACUGCAGGUCAGCGCUGCACCACCACUAGACGACUGCUUAUUCACAAAAAGUUAUACAAUGAAGUGGUGUCUAGGCUAAAGAAAUCGUUCGCUGGAGUAAUCAGCAAGAUAGGAGACCCGUUACUACCUGAGACGUUAAUAGGGCCAUUGCAUACACCAGCGGCCGUAGAAGCUUACAAAAGAACCGUCGCUGAAGCUGUCAAGCAAGGAGGAAAGAUCGAAUUUGGAGGAAAGGUGAUUGAACGCGAAGGAUUUUUCGUAGAGCCGACAAUAAUUACCGACCUACCCCACGAUUCCCCUCUGGUGAAGAACGAGUGCUUCGCCCCUAUUGUAUACUGUAUUGAAAUCCCCGACCUGGAGACUGGAAUAAAGUACAACAAUGAGGUCGAUCAGGGACUCUCAUCUAGCUUAUUUACUGAGAAUCUGGGUGAUGUGUUCAAGUGGAUCGGUUCGCACGGGUCGGACUGCGGCAUCGUGAACGUGAACAUCCCGACGAACGGCGCGGAGGUGGGCGGCGCGUUCGGCGGCGAGAAGGCGACGGGCGGCGGCCGCGAGUGCGGCUCCGACGCCUGGAAGGCCUACAUGCGCCGCGCCACCGUCACCAUCAACUACUCCGGCACCAUCAAACUCGCGCAGAACAUCAAGUUCGGCGACCAAUAG
Parnassius mnemosyne (clouded apollo) is the source of this 1611-nucleotide messenger RNA. NCBI's taxonomy places the organism in Eukaryota, Metazoa, Arthropoda, Insecta, Lepidoptera, Papilionidae. The record is from the annotation of a GenBank genome assembly.